Messenger RNA from Thermothielavioides terrestris NRRL 8126, 2250 nucleotides. RefSeq lists its product as uncharacterized. The record is from RefSeq and is a predicted model, not a curated record. The transcript has 4 exons. NCBI's taxonomy places the organism in Eukaryota, Fungi, Ascomycota, Sordariomycetes, Sordariales, Chaetomiaceae. The coding region runs from base 168 to 1994 and encodes 608 amino acids.
GUCUCUCCUUGGCUUAGCUGCUGCCUCUCUUCUUCUCUUGGUGCGCCUCCCUCCAUUUUCAUCGAGCAAUUCUUAGCUGCCGUCGCUCCGGUCCCGCCCGCAGCCACGCCCCGCCUGCUUCCUCUGGGCCGUGGAAGCAUUCGCCGCCAGCUCUGUGCCUUGGAAGGAUGCGGUACGAGGACUGGGAUGUCAUCCUCUUCCCUACUGGCCGUGACUCAAAGAUACCCUUGAAAGAGUUCAAGGUUGCCUGCCAUGUCGUGCCCGACGUAGAGCUGGCCCACAUCCACGGCCCCGCGGGGGUCCCCGUCAUGACGUGCUUCGUGCCGAGCCUGCCGCCCGGUGUCCCGUUUCAGAUCUCGCUGCACAGCUGGCGCCGCCCGGAGAUCAGCCAGUUCACGCGCACGUACAGCAAACACUCGGAUCUUGUCAAGUUCGAGGCUCGGAUCAUGAUCGAUGGACGUCUGGUCGCCUCCGCCAUUCUCGACCGCGAUGUCAACGGCCCGCACCUAGUUACGAGCACAUUCGAGUUCACGAAAACGGGCGAGUUAGAACGUUUGAGAUUCCCCCAGUUUCGUCGCGAGCUGCUGUUCCAGAGCCACUGGAACCCGGGUGAUGACAUUGGCCGCAUCAAGAUCAUCGUCAGCGAGGGAUUCCCGCGAGACUCUCUCUCGGCUCCGAUCGAGAGAGUCAAAAACGUCGUGGUUUUCUCCUUUCAGCACGCUCCGCUAGAGAUACUCGAAACUAAUGGUAUCGCAUGGCCGAACCCGUCCAUGUGGCGCUGUGCGGUCUUCAACUCGGCGAUGCCAGUGCCGACGUAUCAAAUGGAUGACGGCGUGAGCUCGCACGCCCAUUCCCCUGGCAAGAAGUCGUUGCUCCUGAAGAACUUUAAGAACCAGGGGUUCCCGCCUCCGGCCACGGCCAGCGGCAUGUGCCAACCGCAACCAGGCACCGGCGUCUUCGCCAAUCAAGCCUUGCAGGUGCCAUACCUUGGCCGAAGCACCAUGGGAUCCGUUGGCACGCCCUCCUACUCGGAGCUGUCCGCCGAGUCGGCGUAUGCCGACUGGUUCAGCGCCAUGACAAGUGGCUCGUCUGGCAAUCCUUGGGAUGAGAAGGCAUUCUGCGCCGCGACCGGUCGGAAUCCCAGCAAGCAGCCGUCGGACACGCUCAUGGCGGACUACGACUCCUCGCAACAGCCGGAGCCGAUGCACAUCUCAGGAUCCAGCCUGGAGGAUGACCCCAUGUGCCUAAAGGUGCCGACCAACACGCCGACGGGGGUGCCCACAGACGACGGGCAAAACCCACCGUUCCCGACAACGCAGCUAGGAGUAUCUCUCCCUUCCGACUUCACGUCGUCGCUGACGCAGUCGCUCCUUAACCAACCGUUCCCGCUACCUAGCCAGCAGCCCAAUCUCUUCUUCCCGCAACCCGAGGCCAAGGCCAGCAAGGAAAACCGUCAGUCGAUGCGCGGCCCGGUCGAUGCAACCAUGCAGUCAGCGACAGCCCAGGCCGGCACCUCCGGGCCUCGCAGGGCCUCGCAGCAGUUGUUUGGGAUCAAUGGACUCGAUGGCACCCUCCCAGUCUCCACGUCUGACGACCGCGCAGGGAAGGACGACAAUACCUCCCCCGCCCUUGAGACCCUGUUCCCCGGCAGCUCGCGAAAUGACUCGGCCGGCGAAUUCGGCUCUCUCUUGGCGAACCUCGGGUGCCACAAUGCCGGCUCGUCUUUGGCAACGCCGAACAGCACAGGACAAGCGGAGCCAGGCUCGUCCAACGCUCCCAAUGGCGUGGCUGCGCUAGGCAGCGGUGGUGGCGGGACCAACAGUGCCAGUGGUGGCGGCAACGGCAGCGGCAACGCAGUCGCCAAGCGGACGAGGAACUUCACGCCGGCGUCGGUGCGGGCGAUCGAUGAGGAGGACGAGCCGCGCAGAGCGAGCCCGCGUGUGCGGGUUGCUGGAUAUGGGGGAGCCGAUAUCCCCGGCGAUGUUGGUCAGUGAGCAGCUGCUCGAUCACCAAAUCAUGGCGCCAUUGAGUACGACAUUAGUUUCCAGGCAGCCGGGACUUACCUACAAGGGCUUCCGCUUAUUACCUACCUUAGCCCAAUCAUGUCUUUUAGGGGGGUGGGAGGGGAAUCGUGAGGGCGAGUGGAUGUGUGAGCAUCGUUUUCCAGCGACAGCUUGGUCGGGGGAGAGUUUACUGACGCCGGCAUAUCUGGCUGGGUCAUGUUGGUCUGGGGAGCGCAAGUUUACUGUG